This is a messenger RNA of Pistacia vera, 1450 nucleotides long. Its product is annotated as IST1 homolog. Gene Ontology annotation, biological process: protein transport. The transcript is spliced from 6 exons. The record is from RefSeq and is a predicted model, not a curated record. Bases 155 to 1138 code for a protein of 327 amino acids. NCBI's taxonomy places the organism in Eukaryota, Viridiplantae, Streptophyta, Magnoliopsida, Sapindales, Anacardiaceae.
AAACAAUGCCUUAACCGAAGUCCAAAACUUUGCGAGAUUAAUGUAACGAAACGAGAAAUCAAAAUCCAAGAUCCUUUUCAAAACAAAACACGAAAAUCAAUAACUGGGUUGACUUUAAAAAUCAAAACUUGAUCUUCUCUUCCUUUAAGCUUCGAUGUCCCUCUUGAACCAACUUUUCAACAGAGGCGUUUUUGGUGCGAAAUGCAAAACAUGCUUAACAUUGGCGAUUUCGCGCAUAAAAUUGCUGCAAAACAAGAGAGAGAUGCAGCUCAAACAGAUGCGCAAAGAGAUAGCUCAGUUUUUGCAGGCUGGCCAAGAAGCAAUUGCUCGAAUUCGGGUGGAGCAUGUAAUUCGAGAGCAAAACAUAUCUACCGCAUAUGCGGUGUUGGAGCUGUUCUGUGAGUUUGUUCUUGCACGUGUUCCCAUUCUUGAAAAUCAAAAGGAUUGUCCGACUGAAUUGCGAGAAGCUAUUGCAAGCAUAAUUUUUGCUGCUCCUAGAUGUUCGGAUUUGCCAGAUUUGUUGCAGGUCACAAACUUGUUUUCUUCAAAAUACGGGAAGGAGUAUGUUGCAGCUGUUGCUGAGCUUCGUCCAGAUACUAGCGUCAAUCGUACAAUAAUUGAGAAACUUUCAGUUAGUGCUCCAUCACCUGAGGCAAGGCUCAAUGUGUUGAAGGAAAUUGCGCAGGAGUACAAUGUGGUUUGGGAUUCUUCUCAAUCUGAAGCGGCACUCAGUAAAAAGCAUGAAGAUUUAUUGGGUGGGUCAACGGAAAUAUAUGGUGGAGCUUCAACUCCUGAAGCUUCUGUUAAGCAGAGCUCUCCAAGAUCUUCAUCUUCUAAUGGGGCACGUCCUAUUCUGCCUUCGGAGAGUAGACUGGGAUCUCAACACCUUCAAGUUCCCAGCCCACCAAGCAUUAUGCCCGUUCUGAGGUCUAAUGAGAUUGAACAAUCAGCUAAAAGUAGCAAUGCGGUUCCAGUUAGUGAUACUAAAAGGGAGACAACAUCACAAUCAUCCGAUGUAUUGGAAAGAGCUCGAGCUGCUAUUGCCUCUGCAGAACGAGCAUCUGCAGCUGCCCGUGCAGCUGCUCAGCUUGUGAAUGCUGAAUUUGGUUCGUUGAAACUAGAAGGGAAGUCAUCGUAGCACCCACAUUAUUGACCUGUUACAAUCUCAUAUCUUGAUGAUUUUACUUCACUAGCCUCCCCUUUUCCAGGGAUAGCUGGGAAAGAUAAAGAGAGUGCUGGAAGAGAGAAAACAACAUUAGUCAAGCUAAAACACUUACUGUGUUAUUUGAGACAGUUGGAAGAGUGCUUAAUUUGUUACUAAGAUAUCUAAUCACCUACUAUUGUAUUUCCUUGUCGAUAAAGGUUUGAGUAAAUUUCUUUUACGGUUUGUUUCUAAAAGUUGUGAUUAAUGGAAUAAAAUGUGUACUAUUUACUAUCUGUCACUGACAAA